GCGGCCGCCCCCUGCCUCAGGCCCCGCCCCGCCACCGCCCCGCGCCGCCUGCGCCCGCCGCCGCUGCCUUUUCAGGGCCUUCUGGGAGUUGUAGUUUCGCCCGUCGCGCUGUGCUGGUGAGUUGCAUCCUGGGACAGCUGUGUCCGGGUUCGGCGGUGUGCGCAGCAACUGGGCGCCCAGGGCAGGAUCGUCCCGGCUCCCUCGGCCGAGCGUUUUCGUUUUCCGCCACCGGCAGCGUUUUGGCCCGCAGAGGUGAAGGCUGGCACCAUGGACGUUAACCAGCCCAAGCAGGAGCACUUGCUGGCUCUAAAAGUGAUGAGGCUAACCAAACCUACUUUAUUCACUAAUAUUCCAGUGACUUGUGAAGAAAGAGAUUUGCCAGGUAAUCUCUUUAACCAGCUCAUGAAAGAUGAUCCUUCUACUGUAAAGGGAGCAGAAACUUUGAUGCUAGGAGAAAUGCUGACUUUGCCUCAAAAUUUUGGAAAUAUAUUUCUGGGAGAGACAUUUUCCAGUUACAUUAGUGUACACAAUGACAGUAAUCAAGUUGUCAAGGACAUACUGGUAAAGGCUGAUCUUCAGACUAGUUCUCAGCGCUUGAACCUUUCAGCUUCUAGUGCUGCAGUGGCAGAACUUAAACCUGACUGUUGCAUUGAUGAUGUGAUCCAUCAUGAAGUAAAGGAGAUAGGAACACACAUCCUAGUUUGUGCAGUAAGUUACACUACGCAGACAGGAGAGAAGAUGUACUUCAGAAAGUUCUUCAAAUUUCAGGUUCUUAAACCACUAGAUGUGAAAACCAAAUUCUACAAUGCUGAGACAGAUGAAGUGUUUCUAGAAGCUCAGAUUCAGAAUAUCACUACCUCUCCAAUGUUUAUGGAGAAGGUUUCUUUAGAACCAUCUAUGAUGUACAAUGUGGCAGAACUGAACACAGUUGACACAGGAGGGGAAAGUGAGUCUACUUUUGGCUCAAGAACUUAUUUACAACCUAUGGAUACACGUCAAUAUUUAUAUUGCCUAAAACCAAAGCAAGAAUUUGCAGAGAAAGCUGGAGUAAUAAAAGGUGUAACAGUGAUUGGUAAACUAGACAUAGUAUGGAAAACUAAUCUGGGUGAACGAGGAAGGCUGCAAACUAGCCAGCUCCAAAGAAUGGCUCCUGGUUAUGGCGAUGUAAGGCUUUCUUUGGAGACAAUACCAGACACCGUAAAUUUGGAAGAACCUUUUGACAUUACAUGUAAAGUAACAAACUGCAGUGAAAGGACUAUGGAUCUGGUUUUAGAAAUGUGCAAUACAAAUUCCAUCCACUGGUGCGGAGUUUCAGGAAGGCAACUUGGAAAGCUGCACCCAAGCUCAUCCCUCCAUCUUGCACUUACAUUGUUAUCUUCAGUGCAGGGAUUGCAAAGUGUCUCUGGCUUAAGACUUACAGACACAUUUUUGAAGAGAACAUAUGAGUACGAUGAUAUUGCACAAGUCUGUGUAGUUUCUUCAGAAGUCAAACAAAGCUGAAAAAAAAAUUAUGUCUUAUCUGCAGGGCUUUUUUUUUUUUUUUUGGACCAACUUCUUGGUGUUUUAGCAGCUGAAUCAUAUUAAAAUGUGUAAAAGCAAAACCAAAUCCCUAUAUAUCCAUAAAUUUAACUAUUGCUUAUUUUAUUUCUCUGAGCAUUUUUUUAAUGUUCUUUUAUCUUUCAAAAACAUGCCUAUGCAUUCUGUCUACAGAAAAUAAAGCCUUUGAAUAAAGUGCUGUAGCAAAUUAUAUUGCAUUAGCAUCACCUCGGGACAGAGGGGUGAGAUUGAUAUGAAACAGUAUCACUUUGUACUUAUUUUUGUUGUUUUAAUUAUUUUUAAACAGGUUUUAAAUUGUGGUUUUGUCAAAACUGCUUCAGUUUGAAGGAACUGGCCUUUUACAGAGAAAUUCCUGGAAUCCAAACUCCUAAAAAGAAACACUUUUGUGUACCUGGCAUGGCAGUGUAUUUGCAUGGUACAUGCAUAACCAUAAGUAGAGCCUGAUAAAGGCAUGAGAUGAGAGAGUGCAGCUGGCACUGCUGAAGCACUAGCAGCUAGGAAGUAGAGCAUCAGCCAAAGAAUCUGCUGGUUGUGGCUUAGUCUUUCGAAACGAGUAACACAGCAAACCUAUCGCAGUUAGCUGCAGUCUUGUGCAGCGUUGUGUGUCCCUGCCGUACAGGCAUGCUGUGAACAGGCAUGUUACUUCCCAAUUAGUAGAGAACUGAAACCAUGCAGAACUUGGGGCAUUUCGUAUUGUUGAACUGAGGUGGUGCAAAUUAUUCUACCCACCCCCCCUAUAGGCAUUUAAGUGGAUUUUUAAGAAAAUUAGGAGAAAAAGCCCUCCAUGAGUGCCCUAGAUCAAGUUCUCCAAAUCAUAUGCAGGAAGGAAUUCAGGACUUGGUUAAGCACUGAACUGUACUUUUCCCUGGCUUUGUUUUGACAAAAAAUGGAAGUAUUUUUGGCUGAAAUAUAUAAGGUCACCUAGAAGUAGCCAUUUACAGAAAAUGGUUACUGGCUUUACUAGUUAACUAGUGUUAAACGAUUCUACCCGGUGGCUUGUCAUGUUUCUCAGCUACCAUACUGGCAUGCAGCAACCUUACUUUCGACUUAUAUCAUUUAAAAAUUUCAUACAUAGGGGCCUUAAGUAUAGAAUUCAAUUUUACAACAUUGGAUAAAUUUAGGAUCAGCUUACUAAAUCGAGGGAAUGAGUCAACACAGGAAGGAAAAUAAAUUAAAACUAUAUCCUGAACAUCCAAAAUACCUGUUUAUGUUUGUUGCUCUGCAGUUUAAUAAAGAAUGCAAUGUACCUGUUACUCUAGAUACAUCAACAAACUAAAACAGUAGAACCACAACUAUCCAGACAAAAAAUGUAAAUAACUUUAUUUAUAAUCUAUUUUCAAGUUAAACAACUGACACAAGUUGAAGGAGAUGUAACCGUAUGGUAACAAGAGGUAGGAGGAGAGAUACAGAAAUGGUAGACAAAUUGCGUUUUGCCAGUAUGGCUUUCUGUAGCCCUGAAACAGCAUAUGAAUCCAAAGCUGUAGACUUGUUACAAAACCAAACGUGCAACUGAAACAAUUUCUAAGCUGAAUUUUUCAGUAAGUUUCUUUAUGAUCAGGCAUAGUUUAAAGAAUAUACUUCCAUGCAAGCAGGUUACAGAAGUUUACAAUUCAAGUGCAAGACAUUUUCUUCUCUAACAAUUAUCACACCUAUAUGCUGAUGGAACAGUAAUGAUAUAAAACCAAUUCAGUGUUAAAUGCAUAUUUGCUUAGUUGAAUGAUAGACUGCGGUUGACCUUAAAGCAGUAUUUAUAGGGAUUGUGGUUUACCACCCAAUCUAGCAGGAUGAAAAAUUUUAGUGCAAAAUAAAGUGCAGUUAUUACACAGGAAAAGAUUCCUUCCUCACCCUGUGAUUAAGACAUAUUGCAUGACUCUGUGAAACAAUCUAGCCUAUUCAAGGCAAAAUAGACUUUAGUAUAAAUGAUCCCCUUGUUUCUGUUUUCAGUGGAAAAGCAUGUAAUGACAGCUCCUGUUAUUGGUUUCACUGCUUUUCAUUUAGGCUAUAAAGCCCUUUCUGUUAAUAUACAAGAAACAAAGAAUGUUUACAAGUUAAGUAAGUAGUGUGCCAGUUGUAGCACAUUCCUAAAAGGUUAGCUAAUGCCAUCAAUAUUUUAAUAAAUACUCUGGUUACAUAUUGUCUGUACUGGAGUUAAACCUAAACAUGACGAUACUGCAGUAUGUGAAAGGAAAGUUACCACUCUAUAAUUUCAAGAGUAGUUUUCAGGUAACUAACCACUGCUUCAUCCCAUUUAACCCUGGAGACAGUUCUCCCAUAAAUCCAGUAAGCUAUAUUUUACUUGACAGUACAACUUCUGCAGCCAGUCUUUGAGUACUAUUGUAUUUUGCUGUUCUUUAGGAACUCUCAAGAGGUUCUUGACACUUUUUUGUCUUAAAGGGCAACUGACAGCAUGAAGAUUGCUGUCACAAAGUAAGGAUAAAUUGAGUGUGAGAGAGAUUGCAGUGCUGUCCAGUCCACUCUGGAUUUAUUGGUUCCCCAUAUCAAAGCUAGUAAAACUCACUUUGAGCAGUUGAAAAUACGAAAGAGAGAGCACUAAGAGGAACCGUGAAGUUUACCAGGAGACAUGCUAGGAGCAGUGGUUCUCUCCUGACACAACAUGCCACUCCAAGCAAUGUUUGUACAGUAGUUCUAGCCCACUUACAGCUUCCAUUGCUCCUUCUUGUAAAUGGUAUCCUGUCCUAUUAACUGUAAGAGAACUUAGGUAGCAGUCUUCUUGAAGGGAUUAGAUUCAGGAUCUGAACAACCUCUGAAAAAAGAUGCUGUUAGAGAUUCUCUUCUUUGUCAUCAGAUGUUAAUUCAGAAGCUGUUACUUGGAAAUAUAAUUUUAAUAUAAAGCUUAAGUAUCCCUAAAGCCUCGAAAGGCAAGUAUGGAAACUUACUUAGAGAAUUUAAAGAAGCAUUUUAAUGCUGUGUAUAGGCAAGCUCUAUUGAAUAAAGUAUGCAGUGUUUUAAAGUUGCUGUAUUAAGCUUUACCUCUUUAUUCAACAGAUGGUAAUACAGAUUUCCUAGUUUUUUGUUUUCUCCAAUUCUUUUAAUUUCUCCUUGGAUCCAGCUGCAUUUCCCCCCGUUUUAAUAGGGGAAGACUCAUAAAGUAGAUGUAUAACUAGCAUUUGCUCACAUCAAGCACAUGACUCCAAAUUUUGCAUUUGUUUCUACUUGAGGUGCUCUUUUUUGACCACAAGAAGAAUCUGAUACAAAAUCUGAAGUCCAGAAGUUCCUGUGUAUUUCUCCAUUUCAGAGUCUAAUGUUAAUCCUUCACAUACCUUCUCCAGUCUAUCUGGCCAGCAGAUAUCACCCUGUCUUAGAAAUCAAAGCAGGCUCCUCAAAUUAGUUUUGCUAUACAAAGAGGAAAAUGUGAGUGUUGAGAACCUCUCUGGAGUAAAAACAAGCAUACAUUGUACCGGAAAGCAGUGUAAACAGUAAGCAGCAUAAAAAAUUUAACAUAAUAAAAAUAUAGAAAAGCAGUGGUCUCUGAAAGAGCAAGAUUAACUGGGCAAGAAAAGCCAGGAUAGGAAUAGAAAUACUGUAGAGUGGAAAAAUCUUUAACUUGGCCAUAUAACCAUCACUUUAACAUAGAUAUAUGUAAUGAAACUUAAAAGAAAAAUAAAAAUAACACCAUUAAUUGUUUAAGCCAGUGACUUACCACACAAGAAUAGGAAGAGAAUCCUUUCUAAGGCAAAUUAUUUUUUGUAAAUUUUCAGUAUUAGUUAUUUGUACAGUCACAGGAUCAGUUUUAGCUUAUUACAGUUAGGAAUUUUAAGCUUAUGUUAAAUACUGCAUACAUACAGAAUGUAAUACAGUUUGCCAUGCGUAGGAAAAUAGUGCCAUAAUGCUGACCUCCAGGGCUGCCAUCAUGAUCUGAAGGUAUACAUGGCAAUAGAAAAGCCUAAAACUUCUUAAUACUAUUUCCUUUCACAAGCCAAGUUCCAUCUUGGUUUCUGUGUAUUAUCCUACUCAGGACUAGCGUCUUCUCUUUCUCAACAAUUGUGGUACUCCAUUGUAUGCAAUCAUCUCCCUCCCUCCUGCCCAGUGAAGUUGAAAAAUAUUUCAUGUUACUAAUGACAGCCUCUCCACAGGCUUAAAGAAACAGACUUUUCAAGCAUGAGUUUUAAGUACAUUCUAUACUCCAACACCAAUUUAUGCUCAUUUAUAAAAGGGCAUAUCAGAAGGGCCUACUGCUUCAAUAUUUGACAGGGAGUACAGCCAUAAUGAUUUUUACCAUAACAGGACUUACAGUAGGAUUUCAGAAUUAAGCUGUUAUGCAAGAUCAGCCCAUUACAAAACUCCUCCUCACUCAGUAGCCCUGGAGAUCAACCUAAUGCACAUACUGAAAAUGACUUGUACUUAGGGAUUUUAAUAAACCACCUAUUAGUGUAUUAAUUUUCAGGAGUUAACUAUACAUAAACGAUAUGUUCCAAGUUAUGUGCAGUAGAUCUGUUUAACAGAUUUAUUCUUGUUUGCAAACACGCACAAAGAAUUUUCUGUCUUCUAUUCAAGCAGAAGAGUUACAAUGGUGCUUUUGCUACUAACUAUGGUACGCAUUUUGGGGUUAUAUACCAUUCCAAUUCACAUGCCUCCUUUAAGUCAGGAAUGCUCUUCGGUGCUGCCACUGAAAGAUCUGCUCCGGAUGUGAUUUCUCAGUUGCUCUAUGAGCUCUGGAUUCUGCUGCUGUAUCUGUUGCGCAAACUGCUGCCCCCUGUGUUCAACAGUUUUACGUAAAAUCAAGUGAAAAAAAUUAUAUGCAGCAUUUGUAAGAAAACUGGACAUCCCGAUACAACUGAAAGGUGUAUUAUAUGAAAGUUAAGGCUGAAGGUAACUUGCUGUAUAAUCUUAAUCAAGGUAGUAUGACUUUAUCUAGUAAAAGUCUCUCCAAACAGGAUUAACAUCAGAUCUCCAUUUUCAUUCUUUAGGACUAUUAUUCCUACUUGAUGUCAUGGAGGAGAAAGUAAAAACUAAAAUUUAGCAAUCAAUCUGCUCCAGUGAUGUGCUACCUUCUUUUUGUGAGGUUGUUUAAGAGAACUGCUGUUGAAGUGCAACCUUGUAUUAGUUUUUCCAAAAAUGCAGUGUGCGGCUGCCAACGUGUACUUGUGAGCAGGACUUCAUUAGUAGAAAGUAAGCAUACAGUUACACCUUUAAUGUCCUGUAUGACUGAAGUAAUGACAGAUCCAUCUCUGUAACAGCUCUAGCUUAAGAGUUAAAUUAAUAGAUGACAUUAAUUUUAUGUAAAAUAUAAGCAUAACACUGGUUUACUAGAAAAAGCAAGUAAAAUGCUACUUCAUGAAUAGCCUGGCAUGGCUUCUCUCUAACUUUUGCAUUUUUGUCCUGAAGGGGCAAAACUUAAAAAUACUUUGAAAUAGGCGAGAAUAAAGUAAAACUCUAUGCACUUUAAAAGGUCUUGCUAUAUAAGCAAAUGGCAUUUUUGUGCAGACUCCUCCAGAUGGAUUAUUGUUAUACUAUAAAAGCCUUGGGUCCUGGUUUUUGUGAAAGCUACUCAUCAUACCGAGUUCCCUGAAGCCUUCCUAGUUCUAAACAGAAGGAUGCAGGUGCAGCACUUGUUGCAAUCUAUACUAAGCAAAUCUGUAGCUUUUCAAACUAAUGUCUUGGGUAUCAGGUAGUAGAUUUAUCAACACAAUUUGAAAGCACGUGUAGGAGUACUUUAGGAUUUAAGGGAGCAUUUUUAGUAAGUGGCAUUUAGAAAGUAAACAGUGUAGGAGAAGCAGAAAGUGAAACUGAGCACAUGGUUCAGUCAUUCCAAUUGCUGGAAACAUACAAAGCAAACAAAAAAGAUAGUGGAAAUUAAAUCUUUAAGUUCUCAGUUUUAAUAAUAAUCAGACAUACAAUGGCAACAGGCCACAUUAUAAUUGGCUUGACACUAUCCCUUUUAAAUAGAUGUUACACAAUAGUGCUUCUACAAAUGUGAUAGCCAAAAACUAUACAGUUCUUACUUACGCAUGGAUCAGGCUGGACAAAUCCGACAGGCCACCAACACCUGCAGCAGGGCCACCAAUGGCGUUUGACAUCAUCCCCGACAUCCUGGAACAGUUAGCACAGUGUUGGCAUUGGGGUAUGCAGGGACGCUUACAGUAAACAAUAAACUAUAAUUCUUGUUUUAAUUGCUCAGAGGAAAUAAGCUGCAAGAGAAGGAAACUGAAGCAGUUUAUUUACAGUAAGCAAAAAUAAAAUUAAUUUUUAUCCACCUUUUCUCUUAUUAAUUCAAAGCCCUAAAAACAUUCGUUUUAAUGGUACUCUGUUUUAAAUACUUACAGUUGUUGAACUUGAGGAUUCUGCAUUAAGCUUGCUGCCUAGAAUAGACAACAUGUAGCUGAAAUUAUAACACAUUUACUACUUAGGUAUCACUGAGGAAAAUAAGGGGAAAAAAAAACCACUGAAGAAACAUGCUGUAUUCUGUGUUCUAGUACAAAAUUAAGCUAGGUUUAUAUACAUGGAGAUGUACAGUCCCCAGCAAAAAGAAUCAUUACAGGAAUGUAUUUCAAAGACAUAAAGCUGAGACAAUUUGUUAAAUUAGAUAAAAAUACUUGUUACAGAUUCAGACAUAAAAAUACAUCAAGAUGACAUUAAAUAUAAAAAGCCUGUACUAGAAAAUGGGGGAUGGGGGUGUAAAAAAAAAAAAAUAAAUUUAAGAAUUCCAAGGACAAAAGUUUGCUGUUGUUUUUUGGAGAAAGGUCUGUAUUGUAUUCCUGUAUUUUGUUGAUUCUCAGCCUGGAUAAAUCAGUUUUGCAAUGACUGUUACUAUUGGGUAUAAAUUGUUAAGAUUACAGCCACAAAAUACUGCAGAAUAAACCAGAAUGUGAAGUUUUUUCA
This is a messenger RNA of Strigops habroptila (Kakapo), 8397 nucleotides long. RefSeq names its product trafficking protein particle complex 13 (gene TRAPPC13). The record is from RefSeq and is a predicted model, not a curated record. Bases 268 to 1500 code for a protein of 410 amino acids. The transcript has 12 exons. Lineage: Eukaryota; Metazoa; Chordata; Aves; Psittaciformes; Psittacidae. Gene Ontology annotation, cellular component: TRAPPIII protein complex.